Molecule: messenger RNA, 1020 nt
Organism: Lachancea lanzarotensis
Lineage: Eukaryota; Fungi; Ascomycota; Saccharomycetes; Saccharomycetales; Saccharomycetaceae
Gene: PHA2
Product: LALA0S05e05226g1_1
Exons: 1
Coding region: 1-1020 (339 amino acids)
Biological process (GO): L-phenylalanine biosynthetic process
Cellular component (GO): cytoplasm
Molecular function (GO): prephenate dehydratase activity
Source: RefSeq, a predicted model, not a curated record
AUGAUCAAUGUAGCCUUCUUGGGUCCACUUGGAACCUACACCCAUCAGGCAGUGCUUCAGCAGUUUCCUAAUGAUGGUAAUACCGAAUAUACUGCCCUAAAGACAAUUCCACAAUGCUUCGAAGAGUUAACUCACGAUACUAAACUGGACUACGCUGUGGUGCCUCUUGAAAACUCUACCAAUGGACAAGUCGUUUUCACGUACGAUCUUCUGCGAGAUCUCAUGAACGGUGCUGUGAAUCAUAGACAAAACCAGGCCCUGCCAGAUCUGGAAGUGGUGGCCGAGCAGUACGUCUCGAUUGAUCUGUGUCUAAUAGCUUCUGGGACCGUUGAUAUCGAAGCUUUCGACAAGACUACCACCGUUCUGAAGAUCUACUCACAUCCUCAGGUUUGGGGCCAAGCUACAAGCUAUCUGAGCAAACUACGCCAAAGAGUGAAGUCACUACAAAUGAUCGAUACUACUUCGACAUCGGAUGCUGUGCGAUAUUGUUGCGAAAAACGGGAUUACGAAACCCCGCAUGAAGUAACGCUUGCUAUAGCCAGUAGCACAGCUGCUACGUUGCAUGGUGCUACGAUUUUAGAGCGGCCAAUCAAUGACCGCAAGGGCAACACAACUAGAUUUUUAGUAUUGCAGAGACGCGACUCGAAUAAAGGUGCUUUGGUUGCACGUCCGUCUGCAACAUCCAUCAGCGUUCAGCAAGUAACUUUGUUGACAUUUGUUGUUGCUCAAGACAUGCCCGGAAGUCUUGUGGACGUGCUGAAUGUCUUGAAGGAAAAUCAGAUCAACAUGUGCUCGAUCAGUUCAAGACCGUAUCACUAUCCUGGGGAUAACGAAAGUCACUCACAGAAAGAAGACGAAGAGUCAAAAAGACGUAAAUGGCAGUACAUUUUUUUUAUCGAGCUUAAUCACGAAAGCACUGUUGACUGGGACCCGAUAUUUACGGGACUCAGCUCAAAGUCGUUGAAGUUCUGCCUUUGGGGUACUUUCAAUCGUAAUGCUCGCUACUAUGAGAUAGCAUAA